Molecule: messenger RNA, 6403 nt
Organism: Oreochromis niloticus (Nile tilapia)
Lineage: Eukaryota; Metazoa; Chordata; Actinopteri; Cichliformes; Cichlidae
Product: prostaglandin D2 receptor 2
Exons: 2
Coding region: 1095-2441 (448 amino acids)
Biological process (GO): positive regulation of cytosolic calcium ion concentration; phospholipase C-activating G protein-coupled receptor signaling pathway; inflammatory response
Cellular component (GO): plasma membrane
Molecular function (GO): G protein-coupled receptor activity; complement receptor activity
Source: RefSeq, a predicted model, not a curated record
UGUGGUUGAAGUCGCCAGCAACAAUAAAAGCAGCCUCGGGGUGUUUAUUCUGGUGUUUGUUAAUGGCUGCAGAAAGUUCUUUCAUGGCCAACCUAGCAUGAUUCCAUACAUUUUCAGUGAAAAUGACUGGCACUAAAAAAAAUGAAUGAAGAAGACAGAACAAAAGACACACUGUAGAAUAUAGUCAGAGAUAAUAAUAACUAAUGAUUAAAUGUAUAACAUAAAUGUCUACAUGUUACUACACUAGAAAGAUGUACAGUGCUGCUGAGAUGGUUACUUUUUUGGAUUGCAGCACAAGACCAGUAGAGUUCUGUUAGAGUGAAAAUGGCUCAGGUUGCCUGGACAGCUUUCUAGCAAACACAGUAUUAGUACUGAGGGCGAUGCCCAAUCUAAUUCAGAUUCCAUACAUUUUCAGUGAAAAUGACUGGCACUAAAAAAAAUGCUGUAAUAGAUGGCAGUCUGCCAUUUGGUACUAAUGAAGGAAUAUACAGUUGUUUUACACCAGCGGUCCCCAACCUUUUUUGCGCCAUGGACAAGUUAAUGUCUGACAAUAUUUUCACGGACCGGCCUUCAAGGUGUCAUGGAUAAAUACAACAAAUAAAACCAGUACCAAAAGAAUAACACACAGGAAAAAAUGAGUUAAUGAUAAAAAUGAUUUAAAAAACGAACAAUAAAGAAACCCUGAAUUUCACACCUGAGCCCAGGGGUUGAGGACCGCUGUUGUACACCACUGGUGAAGUGCUCAGUGUGGGAUAGUGAGUGAUAGUGAAUUCAUUUUAAACUUUAUCAAAACGCUAAUCAGUUUAUUUAGUUAUUUUUUAUUAGUGCAGUUUUUGGUUGAAUUCCAGGUAAUGAAAUGUCAGCUAUUCCAUAAAUGAUUUUACUACUGAAUAAUAUCUUUUUACACAGCUAAAUUUAACUCAUACAUGAAAAUAUACCAGUGGUGGUGAAACGCACGUAGUGCAGUGUUUCACCAUGCAAACUGUCUCACCGUUUAAGUGUUGCAGGAACUAGUUUCCGCAAGUCCAGCCCUAUCAAGGGUUAUCAUCACGUACCACAGCCGAAACCAUGCCACAGAAAAAAUCAUCUCAAACAUGUCCAACAAGACAAAUGACUCAGGGGACCAGGUUUUCUGUUCCCAGCUUGAGAUGAUGAGGAGCCAUGAACUUAAUAACAACACACAGGUCAAUCUGACUGUGGUUUGCAUCCAUGGACUGGUUUCUGGCCUGGGGAUUUUGGAGAAUGCCUUGAUCAUCUGGGUGGUGGGCUUCCGCCUGAGACAACGCACGGUGGCCUCCAUCUGGGUGCUCAACCUGGCCCUGUCUGACUUCCUGGCUACCCUGACGCUUCCCCUGUUCACUUUAUACCUAAACUCUCGUCACAGCUGGGAGCUCGGCAACCCACUUUGCAAAGUGCAGACAUUCAUCUUUUUCUUCAACAUGUUUGUAUCAGCCUUCCUUUUGGCAGCCAUUUCACUGGACCGCUUACUUCUGGUCACCAAGCCAGUGUGGAGCCAAAAUCAUCGAUCAGUAGCGGGAGCGUGGAAAGUGUGCAUAUUGGGUUGGCUAUGGGCAGCAGCUAAUGCAUUGCCAUAUUAUGUUUUCCGCUCAGUGACUGAAACGGAGCAUAAAAGAAAGUUGUGCUAUCACAAUUUUGCCAUGUUUUCCUCAUAUGCCACACUUGAGAGAGACUGUAGCAUGAGGCAGUGGGCCACAGCUAUCUCCAAGCUGCUGCUGGCAUUCAUAUUGCCACUGGCAGUGAUUGCAGGAAGCUACAUCAAAAUUGGUCUCAGUCUGAGAAGCAGGAACAGGAGGAGGAAGCAGAGUGCCACUAGACUAACUGAUGAUCUGAUUACGUUAAACAGAAAUCAAGAAUCAAGAACUACACAUGGAAGAACUGCAGCCACAAAUAAAUUAUCUCUCAAAUUUCUAAUCCCUGGUCCAUCAUUAUCCACUAAAGAAGGCCCCUUGACCCCUACUACCCCUAAUCUGACGAGUCAGAGCCAGCUAUCCCAGAGUUUCACCAAAAUGGUGACAUCUGUGAUUACAGCAUUUGCACUGUGCUGGGCUCCUUAUCACAUCUUUUGUAUGAUCGAAGUGGCAGCCCAAUAUAAUAUAGAACGUCUCAAACUAGUGGAGGUAGGUCUACCUCUAGCUACAACACUGGCAUUCUUAAAUCCAGUACUGAACCCUAUUCUCUAUGUCUUCAGUUGCCCACGUUUCUGUGUAAGAAUACGGCAGAGUCUGGGAGCAGUGUUUGAUGGACUGGUAGAAGAAAGAGGGGUGUUACUGAUGACCCCAGGAAAGAGCUUAAUAAAUCACAUUAGGAGGAGGAGCAGUCGAGAUGUUGGCCUAGGAAUCCCAGCGUCACCCUGUCAGUCACAAGGCACCCAGCCCACCUUCUCAUCAGCUUUGCAGGACAAUAAAGUGGAGCAUAGCUGAGACAUCAAUUGAUUUUUGGCUUUGUGCCUAGGGAAGUGCAUGAAUUACAUUUAAUCAAGCACACGUGCCAUAUAGGUACUGUAAGACAUACACUAUAUUAUUAAAAGUAUUCAUUCUACUAUCCAAGUUAUUGACACACUGCUAAACCUUGUGGAAGAGUUGAAGCUGUUAUAGUUGCAAAGGGUGGACCAACAUCAUAUUAAGCCCACAUUAACUUAAGUUCAUGUGGGUCUGAAGGCAGGCAAUCAAUACUUUUGGCAAUAUAGUUCAACUCAAAUCAAUUCAAUUUAAUUUAUGUAGCACCAAAUCCCAACAACAGGCCCUUCCAAUAAUACAAAGAAAAGCCCAACAAUCAUAUGGCCCCUAUGAGUAAGUGCUUUGGUGACUGUGAGAAAGAAAAACUCCCUUUUCAUAGAAUUAAAUAAUAAUGUGUAAAUGUAUGGUUUGUGUUGUGUUUGUGCAGGAAACUAUAGUUAUCCAUAUGGUACGGUGCUUUGUUCCUGACUGAAAUCACUGCUCGCACUGUUGCUGAAGUUUCGAGACCUGAAACCAAACAUUUCCAUGUUAACAGUGACAUCAUUGAUUGUUCCACCAAUCAGUGUUUUGAUGUAGGAUUGUAAGAAGAGUAGUUCAAGAACAUAUUUUGUUAAAAAAAAACAAAAAAAAACUAUUAUCACAAUAUUUGCGGAUUCUAAAUUAACAUUUGGAUAUGGGAAACGAUACAUCAUCAACAACUAUAUAGUUUUGUCAGUAAUCAGUGAAGUUACAUUUCAAAUGUUUUUAUAUAGCCUUUUAAAAUUGUACUACAUUGUCACUACUACCCCUGAAUGGUGAACCUGAAAAGAUCAAUACAUCACCUUGUGCAUGUGACUGAAAACUGGGAAAUGUAUAUCCUUCUGAUUUAGUGCAAGACCGUGUUGAUCUGUAGUUAACUUUCCCGAGCACUAUCUUGAGGUCAAAAUCCAGUUCGUACAGUAGAAAAUACAGUUGCCUACUCUAUGUAAUGUAAAAGUUCUAAACCUUAGCAUUCAUGCACAGUUAUUAACAUUGUAAAUGUGUCAGUAGUAGAAUUUCAAGUAUUUUUAUACUUAUCUUUUUAUAACGAUGUAUAGCAGCUAAUGUUUAAAUAAAAAGCUAUAAUUGUUUGUAUCACUUUGAUAGAACUUUGGUAUUAAACUCAUGACCAUUUAAAUGACUGGUUGAAUUUAGAGUGGAAUUUAGCUUGUUUGUCUUUUCAAUCAACCUUUUUGAGAUAGAUAGAUAGAUAGAUAGAUAGAUAGAUAGAUAGAUAGAUAGAUAGAUAGAUAGAUAGAUAGAUAGAUAGAUAGAUAGAUAGAUAGAUAGAUAGAUAGAUAGAUAGCAUUACUAGAGCAAAAAACAGUGAAAAUAAAAAAGGUCCCUACUGUCAAUUCAUACUGUACUGCUUUUAGACACCAGAGGGCAGGAUAGCACUGAUUUUAAACAGGAGCCAUGAAUCCAUAAUGCAGGAUUAUGCUUUUCAGGUCCUGUCAUCCAGGAACCCUUUAAAUCUAAACUGCUGAUCGCCCAACCACCUAUCUAAGUGAUUGGAUUUGAUCAUAUCUGAUACCCAUUUUGAUUGACUAUCUCAUCACUGCAAUAGCAAUUGUCUGCUUUCAUCACACUGAGUUGAACACAGACUAACGUACAAUGUAGGCCACAGCAGGGUGGGAUUACCAUAGAGGUAGUUGUAAUUUGAAGAGAAUAUUAGACAGUGCAGAGCCAGAAUAUAAAGACAGAGCAGGAUUAAACAGGUCAGGCAAGCAUAAAAAAAUUCCUCUUUCCCCUCAGCUUUUCACUGUGAACAGAUUAUCAUUCUUUCUCCACCUCUGCUUAUAACUCACUCCCUUUUCCCCCUUCAGUAAUCAUCUGUUUCUGACUGUAUGUUUGCAUUGAUUUCCAGCAAUGAUUUAUUUUGCUUUGUAAACGAUAUAGUAAAAUAAAAAGAUCACAGUUCACCAAAGACAUAGAAAAAAGAAAAGAAAUUCAAAAAAAGGGAAGACUCACAAAGGGAAGGAAAAGUGUUGCCUCAGCCUGGCAUUUCAUUUAAUAGUUUUACAAUACACAGGGUUGCAUAACAUAGUGUUGUAAAAAUUGUAUAGCAUGAGGGGAAGUAGUUUCUUCUGUAUUCUGUCUAUUAAGUAAUUUUUUUAUUAUCAUUUAUUUCUUUAUUUAUUGCCAGCCCAAUUUUUACAUUCUUCUUAUUUGAUAAUAAUUUGUAUAUUUGAUUAUGUUACAUAAAAUUUUAUUUUAUUGUUAGCCAAAAAGUGUGUUUUUGGGUUUGCUUUUGUUUUUUUGGUAAUUGUCAAGAUAAAAAUCUGAAGAAAGCAUCAAUAACCCUGAGUUAGUGAUAUUUUCACAAAAACUGUGUAUCCUAGUAUUUAAUCCACUACUGUGCUAACAAAUUAAAUUUCAUAUUCCAUCUAAGUGAUCGAGUGUUCAGUGGAUGGAGGGGGUAAUCUUUAUGGUCUGAGUAUCUCUUUAAAUUCUCAAUAAUUCUCAGUAAUUCUCAAAACGAAGAGAUGUGAAUCUAAAGAUGAAAGAUAUAGAAGUAAUAAAGAUUAAAGGGUACUGACACUCAACUAGAGACAAUGAACCAGCAGGCCAACAGUGAGAACACUCACAGCAUAAUAUGCUGCAAAUGAUAUCGUCAGAGAGAUUAUAUAAAAAUCUGAAAAAAGAAAAGGAUGAAAAAGAGUAUGGUGAGGUUAAGUAUUGCUUUAAAGUAUUUAAUGCACUGCUAGAGCUGACAGAUGCUGCGUAGAGAAUUAAGCAAAGCUGAGGUUUAUCACAGUGAAUUUCCCAUGACUAUCAUGUACUUAAGUGUAUGCCUAUGUGCACAUUAGUGAUAAAGGUACAAACUGUCUAUACAUAUGUCUAUACAACCCUGCCUCAGCCUUGGGGAUAAGGUGAAGAGCACAAUCAUUUGGGAAGGGCUCAGAGGGGAGCUAGUGGUCCUCUGCAGCCCAGACAGGUUGGGGAGAUAAAGCAUUGCCCCUCAGUAAUUGAAAGCAGAUGAUUGGAUGUAUAACAAAGUGUUCAUCAAAGUAUUCCUAAGCGUUAAACUAGCAGUUUCCAACUUAUAUGCCUUUUUUGACCCUUUACAAUGUGAGGAGUGUCUAGCUGUCAUAUUUUAAAUGCUACCAAGAACUUCAAAUCAAAUUGUUAAGAGCAUUUUUCCUUUAAAUGUUACGUAGUUACAUAAAUGUUUCAAGUUUCAAUAACUGUUUGAAGACAAAAGUAAGAAAUAUAUUAUAAUUUACCCAGUAUUGUAGAUAUGUAAAAAUUGUUGUUGUGUACCUCCACAUCAACCAGCUGUAUCAAUAACAUGCUCCCUACAAACUGAAGAAUCACAUCUAACAAUGCCACAAGUUAGAAAUCUAUCAGUCAUGUGGGCCUUCUGAUAAUUUUACUUUAAUAAUUGUUUCACAGUUCAUUGUUUUGCAGUACUAAUCAUCAAUCAACCAAUCAAGUCCUUAAAGCCUGAACCAUGAAAUAACUGUCAUGAAAUUCAAAUACUUUGAAAAUGGAUUGUUUUGUUUUUUUUAAAAUGCAGCUUAUUUUGGUUUUUAGGGAGAAAAAGUAACACUAAAGAUGUAGCAGUCUCAAAAGCUCAUAGAAACUCAUGAUUCAAACAUGAUGCACUUGGUUUUAAAUGAUUAAAUGUAGCAGAGUAUUUUUGAAACGCUGCUGUUGGUACUUAAAUAAUGCGCUUGGUUAGUGCAAAUGUUGAUGGAAAAAUGUAAAUUUGGUAUAAGAUACAAACUAAGUAAAUACUCCCAAAUCCCCAGAAUGUCAAUAUUUACAAACACGUUGACACAAUGCGAAAGAACAGGUCCAUUAUGAUUUAUACAUGCUUACUGAUUUAUACAUGCAAACAUACAUGCAUGUAUUGUAUUAUACAUUCCAAUAAAAGAUCACUUAAAGCUGGAGAAGUGGAAGUA